Messenger RNA from Exophiala xenobiotica, 1987 nucleotides. RefSeq lists its product as uncharacterized. Gene Ontology annotation, biological process: protein histidyl modification to diphthamide. The coding region runs from base 241 to 762 and encodes 173 amino acids. The record is from RefSeq and is a predicted model, not a curated record. NCBI's taxonomy places the organism in Eukaryota, Fungi, Ascomycota, Eurotiomycetes, Chaetothyriales, Herpotrichiellaceae. Gene Ontology annotation, molecular function: metal ion binding. The transcript has a single exon.
AGGAUCGAACAAUCCCAGAUCUGCGGUCGGAGAAAAUACGAAGGAUGCACGUCAGCAAAAUGGUAAUGCAGAAUCAAGGAACAGAAGAACAAGCAGCAAAGCCAUGAUCGACCGAACCCUGUUAUUGAUGUGUCUGUGGCGCUAGCUAGACCUCCCGUAGGUGGUUAUCAAAAACUGUUCCGCAGCAUUUUAUUAUUUUUGGUUCAUACUCCGUACCUUGAUCGACGAGAUCAUCCUUUGAUGUCCAGUCAUUCGGCCUCCCAAAAACCUCACCAUACGCACUACGACGUCCUUCUCCUCCCACGCGGUGCAGAUUGGAGCCGCUUGUCCCAAGAGGACGUCAAAUCAGCAUACCGUCGCGCUUUGCUGAUCCAUCAUCCAGACAAGGCUGCUCACUCUUCGUUAAAGCCCACGCCCCCAUCUCGUCCGCGGGCAUACGCCGUCGAUGACAUCGUCACUGCAUAUGAGGUCUUAAUCGACCCAGAGAAGCGCGCAGCUUAUGACGAGGCACUCGACAAGCGAAAAGCGCUGGAGUCGGGGCACAAGGGCACACAUAUUGGCGUGGAGGUCUGGGACCUGGAAGAUCUGAAGUUCGACGAGGCCAAAAAUGUUUGGUCCAAGUGCUGUCGAUGUGGUGAUGAGCAGGGCUAUAUCUUGACAGAAGCUGAUCUUGAAAAGGAAAGUCAGCACGGAGAAAUCUAUGUUGGCUGUCGAGGUUGUAGUCUGUUUAUCAAGGUCUUGUUCGCAGCCGCUGAGGGAUAGGAACAUGGUAGUGGUUCGAUGAUCGUGUCCAGCCAUCAGCGAUGAUCAUGACUUGUCCGUCAUUGAGAUCUCUUUGGGGACGCCGCCUCCUCCAACUUGUUCAACGAUUCGAUAGCCUCACUGACAUCUUCCGACCGUCCACGCAAGACUGCCUCGAAUUCCUCCUUGACCGCAAGGAACGCAUCAGCAAGUUCUCGUGUAUGCUCGAUGAUUUGGGCUUCGACUUCGGCCUUUCGACGUGAGAGUGCUAGGAGUCUUGACAGGUGGGCAUCUUGAAUGCGGACACUGUGCAGAUGAGUGUUGUCAGUAUACUGCUAGGACACUGAAGCCUCGAACGAUCUUUAGUAGAGGCAAGAAAAGCAGAAUGACAAGGGAGAGGGAAGACGCGCAGUAUAUGGAAGAAGAGUACAGCCCUGGGAUUCUCCAGGUGAGGAAUCAAGUGAGAUUCGACAGCAUGAGAGGAGAAGGCGCACCACAAUGAAACAAGAGAAGGUCACUGGCAAAAUCAGAGACCGAGUAUGUGUCGAUAUUAAGGGAAGUUCAGUGAUAACAUGCCAUCUGGACAUCAAGAGGGAAGGAAAAUGAAGAAACUUACACAUCCUCCUUCCCUUCCGCAACCCUCUCAUCUAUCUGGCCUUCCAACUGCCGGACCUGACUCUCAAACUCCUUCUCGAGACGUUGUUGUUUUUGUUCUUUACGAAGGCCCGUCUAUCACCUUUCAGCGUCAGUCACCUACGCACCCUCUCACACGUCCCGCCAGCUCCCGAACAUGGGAAAGAGGGAGACUUACAUCCACAGCCAUAGUCCUCUUCAAACUCUCCUCGAUUUCUCCGAUUUCACUCCCACCACCACUUCCUCCACCAGACAUCUCCAUGCCAGAGUCAUUGUUGUCGUCGAGGGAGUUGUCCCAGUCGUUGUGAGAAACUCUGGGAUGGGCGGGCGCGGGUUUGCAGGAUGGACGUCUUGCUGGCAUGUUGAGGUGGUCCGUCGAGCAGGCGCUGAGGUAAAUGGUAGUAGAAGCCAGGUGUGUUGAGAUAUUGGGGAGGAAAGGAAUAUGGUCACGGUGGUCACGUUGAAAGAAUAGAGUCGAGUCGAGGCCAGAGAGCAUGAGGGCAGUAGUUCUAAGUGGAGGAGAGACAACCCCCUGCUCUCACUGCAUUACGUACAAUUCUUGCUUGAUGGUAUGAUUUCAAGUACUCUCUGCUCGCUACUGGCCAUGAUGAAU